UGUUGUGGGUGGAGGGGCGGGGCUUCCAGCUGCUGCUGCUGCUUCGCUCAGAGUCGUCCGUAGUGCCCUGUGCAGGCCGGUGGCGGCUGCUGUGAUGGCAGGGGUCCGGGGAUAAAGUGUGUGGGAGGCCGGGGUCCACCCGUGGGAAUGUGGAAUAGCAUGUUUUUACCACGUUCAGCUCUAUUGGAGAAGUUCACCGUAGCCAUGACAUGCUUGUGCGGAGGGACGUGGAAAUGUCUCCUUCCCAUGGGAGGAACCCAGAUUUCUUCUUCAGGGUCCAUGAUCUCCAUAAUAACCUUGGGAUCCCGGAUUUCUAGAAAAACGAGCCGAUACCUUUAUGUAACUGGAUAAGUGUCUGGAUUGUUUUCUAUAAUAUUUGGCAAGAUGGACCAGUGUAAUCACAGCAUGGUGCUGCUUCAGCAGCUGAAUAUGCAGCGGGAGUUUGGGUUCCUCUGUGACUGUACAGUAGCCAUCGGGGAUGUGUAUUUUAAAGCACACAGAGCAGUGCUUGCCGCCUUUUCAAACUAUUUCAAGAUGAUCUUUAUUCAUCAGUCCAGCGAAUGCAUUAAGAUUCAGCCAACAGACAUCCAGCCAGACAUAUUCAGCUACCUUUUACAUGUCAUGUACACAGGGAAAAACCCCAAACAAAGUGUGGAUCAUUUCCGAUUGGAGGAAGGAAUUAAAUUUCUACAUGCUAAUCUCCUCCCGACACAUGCCCCUGAACCGACUCCUGCAUUACCGUCAGAAACCGUACAAUCCUCCAAUUUAUAUGGGAUUCAGAUCUCAACCGCCCAAAAAGCACCAAAGGAGACCAUCAGUCUGAGGAACAACCCACCAAGUGCAGCCAGGCCUCUUCCACAAGGAGAUCAUCCUCAAUUACAGUUGUCUCUCGCCAUUGGACUUGAGGGAGUAGGCUCAGAGCAGCGAAGCUCGCAUUUUCCAGGUCAGGUUGACUCCACAGUAAAAUCAUUAGAAGAUAUUCAGAAGACCACAAGAUCUAUAAAGCAGGAGACCUGUGAUCCUGAAAGAUCUCCACCCCAGUCCCUGCCACUUCCAGAAGAGCUGGAGUCCUCCUUCAAUAAAACAGGCAGCAGAGCAUACUCGUGCCACUAUUGUGGUGAACAUUUUGAAUCUCGUGGUACGUUGAGAGACCACUUGCAUAUCCAUGUGUCUCAGGCUCUUCCAUUUGGGGUCCCCACAUCCAUCCUAGAAAGUGAUGAUCUCGGUGAAGUCCGCCCUAUUCUUGAAAACCUAGAGAAUACAGAGAGCUGCCGGGUUGGGGGCUAUCUUCUAAACAGAACUGACGAGUCCCUUCAGAAUGCAACCCAGGCAGAACAGCUCCAGCUCAACCAACUAUCUUUUUUGGCGAAAGACACUGAUCCCAUUGAGUUAAAUUUUUCGUUUUUGCGGAAGAGAAAGUUCAGCUGUACGGUGUGCGGCCAUAGAUUUGUACGAAGGAGCCAGUUGCUGGAACACUUAUAUACACACAAAACAAAGCCCCACAAGCUAAACAGAUACCAAAGGUUCAGUAGUCCGGUGGAAAAGACUUCACAAAACUACUGUAACAGUAUGACUGAUAAUACCCAGAAGGAUCCCGAAACAGUAGUGGAAACACCAGAGUUUUUUGGAGAAAUCGAAUCCACAACUUCACAGGAAAAUGUGGAAUCUGUUCUACUCGAAUAAUAUAUAUUUAUAUGGGAUUUUAUAUUGUGCUAGUUUUUUUAUUAGAAAAUAUUCAUAAUUUUUUCGUUCUAAAUAUUAUUUGAAUGGAUUGCAGCUCUGUUUAUAUAUAUAUAUAUAUAUAUAUAUAUAUAUAUGUUUAGUCAUAAUUAUCUUUUACGAGUGUUAUUCACUAGUACUGUAUAUUGUUCAAGAAGUUAUGUGAUGUGUUUAUUGUCACAGGCUUACUUUUACUAAUGUGUUUGUGAUUUUGCAUACAGUUUGCAUAGUUUCCAUAAAUAAAAUAAAUGUUGGCAAUAUUUAA
Messenger RNA from Pseudophryne corroboree (corroboree frog), 1984 nucleotides. RefSeq names its product zinc finger and BTB domain containing 25 (gene ZBTB25). The coding region runs from base 385 to 1683 and encodes 432 amino acids. Gene Ontology annotation, molecular function: protein binding; DNA-binding transcription factor activity, RNA polymerase II-specific. The transcript is spliced from 4 exons. Gene Ontology annotation, biological process: regulation of transcription by RNA polymerase II. Gene Ontology annotation, cellular component: nucleus. NCBI's taxonomy places the organism in Eukaryota, Metazoa, Chordata, Amphibia, Anura, Myobatrachidae. The record is from RefSeq and is a predicted model, not a curated record.